UAACGCGUCUCUUCACGCGCCUCUCGAAAAACGCCCUCCUGCUCCACACAGCCUCCCGUCGUACAACUGAGCAGGGGCGCCACGCGAAAUGGAAAGAGGCCCACCGGCCACCGGCGUCGAGCCACAAACCGUGUCCCAGGCCGCCCGAACCGGCACAGCGUCCGUUUCACCAAUCCCCCGGCCGGCAACCCGUUCCGGCGCGCGAAAAGAAAAAAUAAAAAUAAAAAAAAGGAAGGAUUCGUCCCUGAGCUGCAGUCGGAACGGAGGAUCAUCUCAUCAAUGUCAGACGACCUUCCGCCCUACGCCUUCCCAAUGGGCUCGCCUCUUCCACGCCCCGAGCGUCGCCCUAACCUCUUUAGGUAAUUCGACGGACAUACCGUCCGCUUUACGCCCGAGGUCGUCUAUACCUAGUCUUUGGUUCUCGCGCCGUGAAUAUCUCCGUCUUUCUAUAAGGCUGUGCCGGCGCCAGUUCCCGUCCCGUUCGCUCUGCAACUACUUAAAACGGUACUUCAAUCCAUCGACCUCCCAUCCCAAGACCGCGAUCUUGACUUCCACAGAACGCUUGCCCACCUGCCCCACCUCCCCGCAGCUCCCUGCCGCCCACUGCCCCACUCAUGGACUACUUACGCCAUCGCUCUACGCCGCUACUGGCGUCCGGACCCACAGCUUAGAUGGUCCUUUAUGCUCUAACAUCGUUCUCCCAUAUUCAAUUUCACCGCUCAGCGCAUCUGGCUAAUCAGUACCCAAUCGAGGUCCGCGCGACACACUCUGAUAGGACCGGUUCGCUGAACGGUGAAAUUCUGAUAUAGGUGAGGAACGUAAGAGCCACUAUUGUACGGAUCCGUACUUAAGACCGACAGUAGAUUCAUAAACCUCUUCCUC
Molecule: messenger RNA, 882 nt
Organism: Aplosporella prunicola CBS 121167
Lineage: Eukaryota; Fungi; Ascomycota; Dothideomycetes; Botryosphaeriales; Aplosporellaceae
Exons: 1
Coding region: 89-736 (215 amino acids)
Source: RefSeq, a predicted model, not a curated record